Messenger RNA from Chelmon rostratus (copperband butterflyfish), 2892 nucleotides. RefSeq names its product 2-lysophosphatidate phosphatase PLPPR4-like. The record is from RefSeq and is a predicted model, not a curated record. Bases 1 to 2892 code for a protein of 963 amino acids. Gene Ontology annotation, biological process: phospholipid metabolic process; axonogenesis; signal transduction. Lineage: Eukaryota; Metazoa; Chordata; Actinopteri; Chaetodontiformes; Chaetodontidae. Gene Ontology annotation, molecular function: phosphatidate phosphatase activity. The transcript has 11 exons.
AUGUCUCGUGCCAAGGAGCGGCUGAAAGGCGGGAAUGAGACCAAGGACAGCGUCACUCUACUGCCGUGCUUUUAUUUUGUAGAGCUCCCUAUCCUGGCCUCCUCUGUCGUCAGUCUUUACUUCCUGGAGCUGACUGAUAUUUUCCAGCCGGUGCAUUCUGGGUACAGUUGUAAUGACCGCAGUCUGUCUCUGCCCUACAUCCUGCCCAGACAGGAAGUCUGCCCAUUGCCUCUGCUCUUCAGCUUGGCGUUCGCCGUGCCCACCGCCACCAUUCUGAUAGGAGAGGCCAUUCUGUACUGCUAUCUAUCCAGGAGGUCAUCAGCCACACAGACGGAGGCCAACAUCAACGCUGCAGGCUGUAAUUUCAACUCCUACAUUCGCAGGGCUGUACGCUUCAUAGGCGUCCAUAUCUUUGGCCUGUGUGUGACAGCACUGAUAACCGAUAUUCUCCAGCUGUCUACUGGCCAACACACCCCCUAUUGGUUGGAUGUGUGUAAACCCAACUUGACCCACAUCAACAUGUCCACUUGUGAUGAAGCUUUUAUUCUGGAGGAUAUCUGCUCUGGGCAAGACACCGGGCUCAUCAAUGCUGGGAGGAAGUCUUUCCCUUCCCAGCAUGCAACUCUGGCUGCCUUUGCUGCUGUCUACAUCUCAAUGUACUUUAACACGGUGCUGACCGACUCGGCCAAGCUGCUGAAGCCCCUCCUGGUGUUCUCUUUCGUCAUGCUGGCCAUCCUGGCCGGCUUAACCAGGAUCAUCCAGUUCAGAAACCAUCCCGUUGACGUCUACUGCGGAUGGUUACUGGGAGCUGCCAUUGCCGUUUAUCUGGGUGUGUAUGCAGUGGGGAAUUUCCAGCCCAGUGAGGAUCGGUCCAGAAGUCGACCACCUCCCCCCACCCUGAGAGAGCCCCCUCUCUCUUCCCUACCCAAUGUCAGCCAAUCAGCAAUUAGCAACAGCCACCAAGGUCACCACACCCUGGCUCCUAGCCAACCAGAGCCCAUCAUCACAAGGACCUCUUCCCACACCUUGUCGCCCAACCGACCAGAACCCAUCCUGAUGCGAAGCGCCUCCUACCGGGAGCCUUCUCUGUCCAAUCUGAAGAGAGCUAGUGCUGAGGUGGAGGUGAUAUCUCCAUCCAGUCCUCUGGGCAACAAUGACAACAUGAUGACCUUCAGCAGCAGCACACUGCCAAGGUCCCACGGAGGCUCCUCACUGGAUGAGGGCCGCGUUCCUCGGCGUCACGCCUCCAUCCACGCCUCAAUGGACUCAACUCGAUCCAAACAGCUGCUCAGCCAAUGGAAGAAUAAGAAUGACAACAGGAAACUGUCCCUGCAGGUGAUGGAUGGAAUAAGACCCGCCUCCUCCUCAUCUCCUCAGAGGAACAUGGAGCUGCGCUGCUCCUCUGAACCUUCUGCCAUGGGCCUGGAGGCAGAGCUCCGUGGGGGACAACACCUACCUUCAGUCACUGGUCAGGAAACAGAGCUUCGUGCUGGGGCCCAUAUCCCAGCUCAAUACAUGAAACUAGCAGCAAGCUCGGUUCCUAUGGCCAAUCACAACCACCUGGUCCUCAAUGGCAACACAGGAUUGGCCGGUGGGGCCAGAGUGUCUAUCCAAUCCCGGCCCGGUUCGUCCCAGUUGGUUCACAUUCCUGAGGAGGAAAACCUCACCUGCAGGGAUCAGGAGAGUGAGUCAGAAGAUAGCAUUAUGGACGGGGGCGGGUCAGUGAGGGAGAAGUGGCUUAGAGUGGCUGAGAAGACCACCAUCCCCUGCAGGCCGCUCAGUGCUGGAGGACAGCCUCGUCUUAUGCAGGUGAUAGCCUUGUCCAAACAGCAGGGUCUGCUUCACUCGCCUCGGUCGGAGGAUGGUGGCAGCACUGUCAGCUGCACUGGAUCCAUUCGAUACCGAGCCCUGACGGACCAGGAUCCAUCACCACCGGCCUCCACCACUGGAGCCAUGGGAGGAGGAGGUUUGGAAAGAAGUGGCAGUAUAGUGCGCGUUGAAGCCCACCCGGAGUCCAGAUCACACAAACCUGUGGUGAAACCUCCGAGCACAGACGGAAGCGGCUCCUGGAGAUGGAAACCACCAGAACAACGAGCUUCACUUCGACAGUCAGCCUUCACCCUCAACGACCUGAACAGACACACAGACAGCUGUGAUUCGCUGAGGGAUGGAGGAUCAGUGGAUGGGCGGAGGAGUGUGACAGGGACCGAAUCAGAGAGCGAAGGGGGAGGAGAUGGAGUGGGAGGAGGAAUGGGAGGGGGAGGAGGUGUGUACACAAACCAUCCACAUGUUGUACACCCUUUACAUCCCUUACAUCCCAACAACCCCAACAACUUCCAGCACCCCAAUUUUAACCCCAACCAUCCCAAUAAUCCACAAUUUAACAACUUCAACCCCAACUCUGCUAACUCCAACGCACCAUUCACCCCCACUGUCACCUUUGCUCCUCCCUUCCACCCACACCCUCAAGCCAUAACCACCAUCAGGGUCACCCCAGUGGAGGGAACGGCAGCCAGCAGCGACGGCGGCUCAGACUCCCAGUCGGCUGCUUCGUCCAGCCGUGAGUCAACCCUGAGGAGGAAGAGUGGCUCCCACAUUGUCCACGUCCCAGAAAGAGGGCCCACCCCCGACCUUGACCACAACCACCGCGUCUGUGACGACGGUAACCGCCUGGACAACGAAAGCAGCAACCGUUUCCAUGAAAACCUUCGAAAUUUUCAAGAAAACCCCAUCCACCCCAUCCACCCCAUCCACCCCAACCACCCCAGCCACCCCAGCAGGCAGUUGCAGGGGAUGUAUGGCCGCCCCAGCCCAACCCCUCCGCCUACCUUACCCCGCCCCAUCCUGACUCACACUCCGCCUCCUACUCUGGGCUUGGCCUAUAAAGAAUGA